AAUUAGUUAGUAUAUUCGUCUCAUCUGAAACUUGUUUUAUUUACCCAACUUACGCAGGAUUCGAGUAGGCAAGAUUUGUCGUGUUUCAAGCUUUCUUCAGCUUUAUACAACUGGCCGAUCGGGCUCCAAUCUUCACCGCUACCAACCUAUAACCAGUUUUAGUAUUUCUGUUACCAUGGAAGACGGCAAAUCCUCAAGCCAAUCUGCCGGAAAACCAAUUCGAUGCAAAGCUGCAAUUUGUCGCGAAGCAGGGGAGCCUCUAGUGAUAGAGGAAAUCAUGGUGGCUCCUCCGUGUCCCUACGAAGUUCGAAUCCGAAUUAUUUGCACCUCGCUCUGUUACAGCGACAUUACAUUUUGGAAAUUGACGGUGCCUCCUGCUUGUGUCCCCAGAAUUCUUGGUCACGAGGCCGUCGGGGUGGUGGAGAGUGUGGGUGAGAAUGUAAACGAGGUAGCACCAGGAGAUGUUGUCAUUCCAACUUUUUUGUCAGAAUGUGGAGAAUGUGAAGAUUGCUGUUCAAAAAGGAGUAAUUUAUGUUCAAAAUUCCCAUUCAAGAUCCAUCCUUGGAUGCCUAGAUAUGAGAACAGCAGAUUCACUGACCUUAAGGGAGAGGUCUUAUAUCAUUUCCUAUUCGUCUCCAGUUUCUCCGAGUACACGGUUGUGGAUAUUAACCAUGUAGUCAAGAUUGAUCCUGCAAUCCCUCCAGACAGGGCAUGCCUCUUUGGCUGUUGUAUAGCUACAGGGGUUGGUGCUGCUUGCAAAGUGGCAAAUGUUGAGGCAGGAUCAACUGUUGUUAUUUUUGGGCUGGGAUCAAUUGGGUUAGCGGUUGCAAAGGGAGCAAAACUGUGUGGUGCAAAUAGAAUUAUAGGAGUGGAUGUGAACCCAGAUAAAUUUGAGAUUGCAAAAAAAUUUGGAGUGACCGAGUUUAUCAAUUCAAAAGACUGUGGGAACGAAUCUCUAAGCCAGGUAGUGAAAGAGAUGACUGGAGGAGGUGCGGAUUAUUGCUUUGAAUGUGUUGGAUUAGCAUCCUUGGUACAAGAAGCCUAUGCAAGCUGUCGAAAGGGUUGGGGAAAGACUAUAGUUUUAGGAGUGCAGAAGCCAGGGUCUCAGUUGAGCUUAAGCUCAUUUGAAGUUCUUCAUUCAGGGAAAACCCUCACUGGAGCCUUGUUUGGAGGGGUCAAAGCCAAGUCUGACCUUCCACUUCUGUUAAAACGUUACACAGACAACGAGUUGCAGGUAGACGAAUUUGUGACUCACGAGGUUAAGUUCCAAGACAUCAACAGAGCCUUUGAAUUACUUAUGGGAGGGAAGUGCAUCCGAUGUGUGAUAUGGAUGGACAAAUGAGUGAUUUACACACCUGCCCCUUUAUUCUCAUCAAGUUAAGGAGUUUGCAAUACUCUCUAUGCGUGUAUGCUGUAUUAAUUUAUGUUAAAAUUAAUAAAUUUUUUUUAAAUAAUAA
Messenger RNA from Gossypium raimondii (Peruvian cotton), 1457 nucleotides. Its product is annotated as alcohol dehydrogenase-like 7. Gene Ontology annotation, molecular function: S-(hydroxymethyl)glutathione dehydrogenase [NAD(P)+] activity; zinc ion binding. NCBI's taxonomy places the organism in Eukaryota, Viridiplantae, Streptophyta, Magnoliopsida, Malvales, Malvaceae. The coding region runs from base 176 to 1342 and encodes 388 amino acids. The transcript is spliced from 10 exons. Gene Ontology annotation, biological process: formaldehyde catabolic process. The record is from RefSeq and is a predicted model, not a curated record. Gene Ontology annotation, cellular component: cytosol.